GCACCGGAUUGGACAGCGUGUAGCCGAGUUCUAUGGGCUGGAUGGUGUCUCCCUAGGCGAUAGAGAAGUCCAGAUCAGGACCUUGGAUGGACUCAUGAAAAAGCCGCCGCUCACUAAGUUUAUUCAAUGUCUUGUCUGGACUGUUCCUGCCUGAGACGGACACCUGUGAAAUCUAUAAGCCAAAGUAAAGAAUCCACCACAAGCAUCUAUCCACACUGGGCAGGUGAACUGCCGCAGUGCUGGAUUCCUCCUGUGCUGGGAGGGCAUGACAUGCCAGUACGAUACAAUGAAGUCAACAACUAUGAACUUCAACAGGAACUUGGAAAAAGGUUCAGUAACGUAACUACAGUCUACCUCGCUCGCCACACUCCUACAGGAACCCUGGUCACGGCACAGCUCACAGACCUGGAUGACUGUUCAGACGAACAAAUUCGAUUCUUGCAGAAUGAAGCCGUCAUGUCAUCGUUUUUUCGGCAUCAUAACAUUAUGGUUUCUUGGAAAAUGUUUACUGUUGGGACAUGGCUUUGGGCCAUUAACCCUUUCAUGGCAUAUGGUUCCGCUAGCAAUCUUGUGAAGACAUAUUAUCCAGAAGGCAUGAGUGAGCUUUUAAUAGGAAACAUUUUGUAUGAAACGUUAAAAGGGUUACAUUAUUUGCACCAGAAUGGAUAUAUUCACAGGAGUGUGAAGGGGAGUCACAUCCUCAUCUCAGAAGACGGUCUCGUAUCUCUAUCUGGACUUGGUCACCUCUAUAGUAUGGUCAGGAGGGGUGAAAGAGCUAGGGUGGCAUAUGAUUUUCCUACUUUUAGCACUGCAAUGCUUCCUUGGCUGAGUCCUGAGCUGCUGAGACAGGACCUCCAUGGAUACAAUGUGAAGUCUGACAUCUACAGCCUUGGAAUCACUGCCUGUGAAUUAGCUACUGGGCGUGUACCAUUCAUGGACAUGCACCGCACUCAGAUGCUGCUACAAAAACUGAAAGGUCCACCACAGAAUCCUCUGUACGGUUACACCUUUCCCUGUGAAGAAUCCCCCAUGAAGAUCUCACGCUCAGGUGUGGAUUCAGGUAUCGGAGAGAGUGUUGUUGCUGCAAGCAUGACUCAGACCAUGACUAGUGACAGGCUGAGGACCCCGACCCCAAGAACGUUCUCAUCUGCUCUGCAGAACCUGGUGGAGGUGUGCCUACAGCAAGAUCCUGAGAAAAGACCAUCAGCUGCCAUGUUGCUGUCCCAUCCAUUCUUCAAGCAGGUAAGGGAGCAGACUCGGGACUCCAUGCCCUCACUGCUGCCCUCUCUGGCACAACAUCGGAAGCACAGCUCAGGUGGCUCCUUUCCAGUGAUCAUGAAGAAUUACUCCUACAGAACUACAGACGAAGUUAAGGAAUGGACAUUUCAUUAAUACUGUUUACCAAGCAAAAGGAAUAUCCUUUUUGCCUUACAUAUCAUAUUAGUGAGCAGUGUAAGGCUUCAGUUUCCGGCAGUUUCCUUUUAUAGAAUUAAAUAUACAUGUGUGUAUUUUGGGGUUUAUGCUCAGAGAGCAUAAUGUGAAUAUGCAGAUAUUGCACUUAUAAACUGCAGAGAAGCGGUAAGUCGCGCACAUAAUUAACACUAAUUGGCACUUCAGACUUUCUGCCAUAAUUGUAGAAUUUUGAUUGUUUUGUGAACCUUGUGUUGCUGGCCAUUGCUGCGCCAUUGAGUUUUUAACUCGAUAAGUAUUCUUUUUACUUGUGUGAUUAUUUUGCUAUUUUUGUAUUGAUUUUUUAUUUUUAUUUUUGUGCUUUAUAUUGCGGUUUUGUAUGAAAAGCCAAAACAAAAUUGUCAGGUAUUUUAAUGUAAUGUAGAUAAUGAAGCCUACAUUGAUGCAAUGAUAAAGAGAAGCACUGGUCAGUCUAUCCUUGCAUUGCAUGUUCAGCCUCUAUUUCUAUAGCAUGUAGGCUUAAGGAUCCGUCAUUUGCAGGAACAGGUAGAGAAAUGUAUUGAAGAACGUGUAAAUUGUUUCAUUUUUAAACAUAUCUCAAUUCCCUAAAGAGCACUUGCACAAAAAAUAUGUGUACAGGAAUAUGCAGAGUAUAUAUGAAUACAAUUUAUGAGUAAUUACAGAGCGGACCAUCCUGGUAGAUGCCACAAAAUACCACUUUAGGAGGCCCUUAUUGGUGCAGAUAGUGCAACAUUUAAGAGCAAAUUCUUGGAUGAGUAUAUAAUUAGGUUGAGCUGGCAAAUUUUUAACAGUUUUUUACAUUUAAAGGCUAUGGACACCGUCGGGGCAAUUUGUUUAUGAUUGCAUUUAACUUAUUUAGGGCUAAAAAUCUUUUUUUUUUUAAUUGGUCUUUAUUCAAGAUAUUCUAUAUCAAUCUUUUUGCAAGCUGACAUUUUCUGUUUUCUUUAAAUCCCAUCAUCUGAUGGCUCUCAUGUAGCUCUCAUCUCUGAUCUCCUGUACUCAUAAACACUCAUUAGAGCUAAACGCUUAUCAAACUGAUAAGAAUAUGGCUUAAAUAAGUGUUUAUAAGGUCAGGAGAUUAGAGAUCAGAACUACACACGAUUCAAAGAAAACGAAAAUUGACAGCUUGAAAACAGGCUGCUUGAAAAAAUAGUUUUUAUCCCAAAAUGAGUAAAAUUCUAUCAUAAUAAAAUGCCCCCAAAGGUGUCCAUAGCCUUAAGAGG
This is a messenger RNA of Bufo gargarizans (Asiatic toad), 2654 nucleotides long. It is a transcript of the gene STRADB, whose product is annotated as STE20 related adaptor beta. The record is from RefSeq and is a predicted model, not a curated record. Gene Ontology annotation, molecular function: protein serine/threonine kinase activator activity; ATP binding; protein kinase activity. The transcript has 12 exons. The coding region runs from base 127 to 1392 and encodes 421 amino acids. Gene Ontology annotation, biological process: protein phosphorylation. NCBI's taxonomy places the organism in Eukaryota, Metazoa, Chordata, Amphibia, Anura, Bufonidae.